UCUGGUCACCACACGCGGGGCGACACGCCAGGGAUCGUACCGCGGUGGCUUAGAGUUGAACUUUAUUUUUUUUUUAAAUUUUCUUUCUUUUCGACAUUCUAGUCUAGGUCCAACUAGAUCUAGUUCUAACAGCCAGGCUUCAGGCAGGUGGACUUGUACUUUACAACUAAUCAUCAUCUAGGGAAAUUAAAGACUAUUCGAAACAAGAACCUUUGACAAAAUAUGUCACCCAUGCAUCAACUAGCUCUACUCUACCUAUGCCUCAGUUUUUUUGCCUCAUAUACAGCCAUCACAUCGGCGUCCCUCUUCACCCAUCGGCAGCAGCGUACUCAGGAAUGGGUUCCCGAAGACGCCAACAAUAUCAUUGACGAGAACUCCUCGGACAAUGUUGGCCAGGAAGGGCGACAGAGAAGUUUGGGGAGAAUAUGGAAGCUGCUUCGACACCUGGAAACGAGGGACGCCCAGUUGAGCCACAGAGACAUCGAAAGACAAAGUCUUAGAAGAGAUGCAACCAAUGACAGCGACGAUGCUGUUGAUAAAGUCACAGAAAUUCAUCUAAACAAGAGGCAACCAUUGUGGGAAAUGACAGGCAUUGAUGUGGUGUCGCAGAUCAUCCGUGAAAUAGAGAAGCAAGAAAGACAGAGAGAGAUGAUGCUGAAAGGCUGAGAUCCACCCAUAGAGGAGAACGUCUAUUUUUAUUUGUAAAAAAUAUGGGCAAAGAUGCAAUAAUAAAAGUAACUGCGAAAGACUUGAAGAAAUGAAUUUCUAAC
Biomphalaria glabrata is the source of this 770-nucleotide messenger RNA. RefSeq lists its product as uncharacterized. Bases 223 to 666 code for a protein of 147 amino acids. The transcript is spliced from 4 exons. NCBI's taxonomy places the organism in Eukaryota, Metazoa, Mollusca, Gastropoda, Planorbidae. The record is from RefSeq and is a predicted model, not a curated record.